AUGGCAAGCCCACUCGGUAUUCCACUCCCUCCUUCAGAAUGGAAACGGCAAAACCCACCUAAAGGACCAAACUUUGAUUGGGAGAUGUACCGUUAUGUUCCUUCUCUAGCUGGAGCCAUCGUAUGCCUCGUUGUCUUUCUCGUAAUGGCUUUUCUGCACUUGUAUCAGUACCUCAGGUCUAGGAAUAGGAUCAUCAUCUUCGUGGUUAUCGGCGCGCUCUGCGAGGUGGGUGGCUAUGGCGCGCGUAUCGCAUCGCACUUCGACAACGAUGCCUGGCCCCAGUACAUCACCCAAGGUGUACUGACACUCGUCGGUCCUCUAUGGUUUGCUGCAACCAUAUACAUGAUGCUUGGCCGUACGAUCAGACUUGCUGGUGGAGAAGAUGUGAGUCUGAUCCCAGCGAGGUGGUACACAAGGAUCUUCGUCACCGCGGACGUCACGACCUUGAUCAUUCAGGGCCUAGGUGCCAGCAUCAUGGGUACGAUGCAACUCGCCCUCGCCCUCGCUGGAGAAAAAAUCGUAAUUGCCGGUCUCGCACUCCAAGUCGCUACCUUUGUUGUCUUCCUCAUCGCCUCAUUCGAUUUCCAAAUCCGUAUGAACAAGAAAGCCGAUCAUGCAUCUGCAGACUGGAAGAAGAUGCUUUACAUACUUUAUAGUGUCAGCGCAUUGAUUCUCUUCCGCUGUACAUUCAGACUCAUCGAGUAUGCGAUGGGUAACGCUGCUUACUUGAUCGCUCACGAGUGGACGCUGUAUUGCUUCGACGCUGUGCCAAUGGUCCUAGUCCUGGUGAUGCUGCUGGUUUUGCAGCCAAGUCGAUAUGUUGAAGGGAACCUGAGGAUGGCACAAGCGGACAGCGAUGGUGAGACGGCUGUCAUAGAGAGAAAAUGA
Alternaria postmessia is the source of this 888-nucleotide messenger RNA. RefSeq lists its product as uncharacterized. The transcript has 3 exons. Lineage: Eukaryota; Fungi; Ascomycota; Dothideomycetes; Pleosporales; Pleosporaceae. The record is from RefSeq and is a predicted model, not a curated record. Bases 1 to 888 code for a protein of 295 amino acids. Gene Ontology annotation, cellular component: membrane.